Molecule: messenger RNA, 434 nt
Organism: Urocitellus parryii (Arctic ground squirrel)
Lineage: Eukaryota; Metazoa; Chordata; Mammalia; Rodentia; Sciuridae
Gene: Sct
Product: secretin
Biological process (GO): positive regulation of pancreatic juice secretion; positive regulation of somatostatin secretion; negative regulation of gastrin-induced gastric acid secretion
Cellular component (GO): extracellular region
Molecular function (GO): hormone activity
Source: RefSeq, a predicted model, not a curated record
CCAUGGCUCCCUCGCCACUGCCGCCGUCGCUGCUGCUGCUGCUGCUGCUGCUGGGGGGCUCCACCGCGCGCCCCGCGGCCCCCAGGGCUCCGCGACACUCGGACGGGACGUUCACCAGUGAGCUCAGCCGCCUGCGGGACAGCGCGCGGUUGCAGCGGCUGCUGCAGGGCCUGGUGGGGAAGCGCAGCGAGCAGGACACCGAGAACCGCACCUCCUGGUUUCAACCCACAGAGGGCCAGCUGUGCCUGCUGUGGUCAGACGAGCCAGCCCUGCAGGCCUGGAUGCCACCCAGAGCCCCUCUGCAUCAGGGCUGGUCUCCCUGGCUGCCUAGUGUGGCUAGGCCUGGUCACAGUUCCAGAGGCGGCUGAAACCACCCAGUGGUCCAGAUGAGGACAGAGGAGGACCAGAGAGGACCCUGGGGCUGGGAGGGGCUG